Paramuricea clavata is the source of this 6433-nucleotide messenger RNA. NCBI's taxonomy places the organism in Eukaryota, Metazoa, Cnidaria, Anthozoa, Malacalcyonacea, Plexauridae. The record is from the annotation of a GenBank genome assembly.
UUCACGCGGGAUUUUGCCAUUUCACGCGCAGUUGUUCAUUUUGCAAUAAAUAAAAUAAAGUCGAUAAAUAUUUUAUUAAAACGUCUGGAAAAAGACUUUCUCUGGUCCAUGAAUACUCUACAGCACAGGUUUAUUCGUUAGCUUUGUAUAUCAGGAAAGAAGGUGAAAUAUUGUGGUGUUUACGUGUGAAAAAUGAUGAACCCUGAAGAGGCAGCCUCGUCAGGCGAGUUUAAACACGACGACGAGCAGGAAGGGGAGAAAGACAGUGCUGAAUAUGCUGUUCUCGUUGCAAACGUUAUUGAAGCAAGUAAAGAUGGUGAAGUUGUCAAGUAUACCAUACAGACAAAAGAGGUUUGUAUCUUAUAUAAGGUCAAGGUUUAAUAUAAUAGUUAAUAUAGUUAAUAUAGUCAGUAUUAUUAUGCAGAAUGGGUGUAGCCUGGGGUGGCAAAGAUUUGGUGGCAAAGCUAACCAUAUAGCAACUGGUCUUGCAAUGCAAACUGUUAAAUUAUUGUUGCAAACAACAGGUUUAUUAGCAUAGCGCCAUAGCAUGAGUAGCCUUGCCACUGCAUUUGACCACAGUUAAAGGGGAAGUCAAGUCCGUAAUGUAAACAAACGGUUUGUUUACAUUUUGAACUGCUGUAUUUUUUAAAAUAUGAUGUACUGUCUGAAUAUCUAACACCAUUUUGGUUCGUUAUGCUUCUACAUGAAUAUGAAAUAGAGUUUGUGUUCAGAAAAAUUCUAAACAUUCAAAAUUUGGGCAAUGUUUACCUCAGAGGGCCCUCUAUUGUUAUGCGCAGAACCGAUGCGCAGAACGGACUUGACUUCCCCUUUAACUGUGAUUUGACACAGUCUUAACAGAUCUACAUUAUCUUGAAAAUUGUGACCUUUCAUUGUUAAGCUAGCCAGCAGGGCAAAAGCUAUUCCCACAAAAUUAUGUCAUAGGUUCCAAGGGAAGGGAUUUUAACAUUUGAGUUUUGUAGCAAUGGGAUGGUUAUUAUCAAUUGUUGGUGUAAAAAUGUCCUCCACCAUUCACCAUAGUUUAUCUGGGAGUGAUUUACAACUGCAUAAGACAGACUGCAAGGUGAUUUUAUUAUUUUGCAGAUUAGAACUGGUGAGGAAAGUGAUGAAAGGGGUCAUAUUGUUGUGAGAGAAUUUGAAGAUUUUGAAUGGUUGGAUCAUUGUAUAAAAACAAAGAAUGAUAUCUCUGGAGUUAUUGUAAGACUCAGGACAUGCAACAGCGUUUACUACAUUUAUAUAUUGCUAACUAUAUGUUUCUAGAUGUUCCAUGUUCUAAAUCUUUCUUUUAUAUCGAUAUUAUCUUCCAUACUUUCUGCUAUAUCAACUCUAUCUUGUUUCCAUAUUUCAUUAGGUUCCACCAUUGUUAACCAAACGUCAUGUCACAGCUCUUGCUGCUGAGAAUAAAUCAAAGAAGCAACUUGGUAAAUGCUGUUAUGGCAGACAUUGUCUAUUCUUGUGUGAAUCUUUUAUGUACUGUUUAAUAAAUGAGCAGGAGUGUUUUAUUAGGUUUAAAGCCUAAUAAAACACGACUUGCAAGUUUAUUGAAGUAAUUGAACGGCUUCAAACACAACUACAAAUUCAAUAGAUUUACUGCCUUAUUAGUAUUCUUUAUAUAUAAAAAUACUAAUGAGGACACGACAACAAUAGAUACUGCCUUAUUAGUUAUUCUUUAUAUAAAGAAUACUAAUUAGGAGUGUUUUAUCAGGUUUAAAGCCACUGCACGUGACAUAUUAUAGUUGACAUGAUUUGCCAAUAAGUUUAUGAAUUAUUAAUGAGUGUUUGAAAUUUAUAAAGAGCAUUUGAAGUUUUGAAUUAGCUGAGCCAAUCUUAAUGAUCAGAUUAGAACCUGUGAAAUACUCUUGACAAAAAUUAAAGUUUAUUGUGCAAAUAUAGAAAUGGGUCGUUCCAGAAAAGAUCCAAGAUUUCAUCGGAGGAAAUUUCUGCCGUCCAGAGGGGGAGGGGAGAACAAAUUGUUUCUGAUAAUAGUAAAUGUAUUAGGACAUCCGAAGGGGGUAGGGGGGUUAACUUCCAAUUUCCUCUGUGGGGGUGGUAUGAAUGUUUUCUGGAAUAACCUAAUGAAUGUUCAAUAUUCUCACCUGCAAAUAUUCAUCUUUAGCUGUAAAUGAUUGGAGGCUGUAGUAAAUGCCACAGAUUCCAUAGUUUUUUCUGUAAUCUAAGUUUUAAACACUUCCCAGGGAACAAAACAAAAAGUAUGCUUGGGGAUGAGUUUACAAAGGAAUGCAGAAGUUUAGAAAAGUACCUCCAGUUACUGUUGGUUCAUCCUGUGUUUUCUCACGAUGAAAAUUUGAAAAAGUUUUUGAUUGAUGAAGAGGUAUUAUCUGAUAUUUUAACUGUUGAGUACUUCUUUCAUUCAUUGUGGUGAAGUUUCUGAAAAAUUGUUUAUUUUGUUUUAGCUUCCAGCAAGAGUAAAAGUGAAAAAAGGAAUUUUGAACAGUUUAUCCAAAACAGUUGAUGAAGUUCGGUUCCACUCCCAUAAAGUUAGUUUCUUUUUAUCAAAUUUGUUCUUUACCACUACGCACAAAGUUUGGUAAUGACUAAAUUUAUGUUUAGGAUAUAAAUGAUGAGUUUCAAAGUCGAAGAGAUUUUGUCAGUAAAUAUAGUAUAGACAUCAAGUCUUGUUCAGAGGUAAUGUAUAUAUUGGAUAUGUGGUACUGAUUGACAAAAGCCUUUGCUUUGAACAUCAAAGUGUUUUUUUAUCUUAUGCAGUUAGUUUAGAUACAAACCAAAGGCAUUGUAGAAUACUAUAUACCUACACUGAACUUGUAUGUUCCAGAAUAUAAAAUGCAACUGACUCAAUUUUUAAUUCCACGACAGGCUUUUACAAAGAUGGUCAAUUCCCAGUUCAGUAAGUGUCUGUUUAAAAUUGAAAUGACUUCACAUGAGUUCAGCUCGAAACAGUUGUAUUACUAAUAGAUGUGUGAUUUAACUUUCUGCUCCAGAGGUGGCCUCAGACCUGGCAUGCUUUGCAACUACAGUCUCUAAUGGUAUAACUGAUGGACUCAACUCCACAGAAUUAAACAGGUUUGCUUUGCACAUUUUCUAAUGAAGCAACAUUUGUGGUGGUCAAACUGUAAAAUAUAUUUUCUAUUAAAUAGGCACCUACUUGAGUUUUCAUCGUGUUUAGAGAAGUCUAGGGUAUGUGUUCAAAGUGUAUAUUAGAUAUUAUAAAUAAUUAUACUACUAUAAGAGGUGGCUGGAUUUUCCGUAAUACCUGGUCAAAAAUACCGCAAUACAGUACGUUGAUACAAGUAGGGCUUCUAAGUACAGUAUGAAAUCGAAUUUGCAACUUUUGCGCAAAUCACUGUAUAUACUGUACCUGAAAAAUUAACAUUUUACCCGCAAUAUGUCUAUAUAAGAAUAUGGUACAGUACAGUAUCAACGUGGGAUGAACAACGAAUGGGUCAUCCGGGGACAUGUGAAUAAAUAAGUGGUUGUUUUGCAGGAAUCGCAAAAUGUAAUGGCGAUAAAUGAUGAAAAGACGUUUGGAUUUACUGUAGAACUGUAUGCAAACUAUAUGGAUAGUGUCAAGGUUGGUUUCUUCAUAAUUAAUGAAGUUUGCUUUCGUAUCUUCCUGUAUUAUGGUGCCAUGGUGGUCAGUCUACAGUUAUCAGAGUGAGAAAAUAAUUGUUCAUCGUAUGCAGUAUAGUCUGCUGGCAAAGUCUCAGCCUUGGCUAUAAAGCCUCGCGGUUUUCGGGAUUAAGAUAUCGGCUUUAGAGACCUUUAUCAUGUUACUGAUGACGUAAUUAUAUAAAUGGUCUUUUAUAAAAAGCGAAAACGAGGCUCUAUAGCCAAGGCUGAGUAUUGAGAGAUGCAGUUAAUUCCUUGCUCAUUGCCUGCACGCGAGCUACUUGCUCAGACAAGUGUCAGUAUUUCUGAGGCUGACCACCGUCUACUGCAUCAUGUCUUGCUCAAACUCAAAGUGAAGACCAUUUCUUAUUCAAAAAUUGUAGAAACGUAACGCAUUAUCACUUGCGCGUUGAAGACUGCAGAUUGGCAGUCGAAAGCUCGUUUAAUAAAUCUUUAAAAACUAUAGAACGUCUAAACUAUUAAUAACCAUUUCUUAUGUUUUUAAUCUACUUCUUCACCAGAGUAUGUUUUUACACCGUACACAAAAGCUUGUCAAGUUAGAGAGUGCACAGAAAGCUUUACAGAAAGCGAAACCUCAGAAUCAAAAAGAGGUCAGUGAUUUUCUACUUACCCUAAUACACCCUUCCGGAAAAUACGUCACUUCUAUAACCAUGGUGACAUAUUUCCCAGAAUCGUGUGUCAUAACUUCUCAUAUAUCAUAUUUGGUUUUCCCAUAGUUGGAGGAAGCGAAAAAUACGGCAGAAAAAGAAUUUCAAGACAUUUCGGAAAAAUGUGAAAAGGAGGUAACACAACAUUUCUUUUUGAAGCAUAGCUUAAUAAUUUUUACUCAGGAUUUUUUGUUCCUGAUUUUCGCGAUCAAAUGGGAUGCGUAAGUAACAUUUGCUUAUAGCAAUAACCGGUCACAAUCAUGUUGUUCCGUGGUUUCUCAUUGUUUUGAAAGUCCCACUGUUCUUGAUCCAUCCAUUUUGAGGCAUAAUUUGAAUAUUUGGUGUUUUAGUUCUCAAGAUUUCAACGCCAGCGUGUCCUGUCUUUCCAAUCCAGUCUGACAAAAUUCACGGAGGCGCACAUCUCAAACGCCAGAGACACGUACGCGAUCAUGGCGAAAUUAUUAUCUGAUGUUAAAUCGCUUUGAGAUAGUAAGACAUUUAAUUUAAAUUUAGAGAGUAAACGGUAAAUUCCUAAAGAUGUUUUUAAUAAUUUCACAAUCACAACAAUUAUAAAUUAUGAGUGGCUUUAACAACGCGAAGGAAACGGAGGAAGUAUUUAUAAUCCAGGGGUCAUCCUAAGGCCUCCCAUUUUACAAAAUGGGCAGUUCUAAAUGUAAAAUGGAUAGUUCUAAAAGACUAAAACUUAAAUGGGCAAUCUCGUUCCCCGAGCCUGCGAUCCUUGGGAAGGAAUCGAAGGCUCUGGGAUAAUCCGUUACCGGAAGCCAAGAAUCCUGGCUAAGAUUGAACUACGCAUUCCAUUUCAAUGGCCAAUCAGAUUCCUCCCUGAAACGGAUUAUCCCAGAGCCUCGCGUUCCUUCCCGUGGAUCGCAGGCUCGGGGAACGAGAUUGUUAAAUGGGUAGUUCUAAAACCGAGUUUUCGAGCUUUAUAUGAAAAUUAGUUAUAAAUUAAGCGCCCAUACAGAUAUGUACAAAUAUCACUCUGAAGUCUGUGAAGACGCAUGAAAUGGACAUUCUGGACUUCUAAAAUUCAAAAUUUUCCGAGGGAGUAUGUCACAGGACCCUCCUAGCUACCCAGGAAUCCGUCUCUCGUUACAGCCACACAGUUGGCCUGUCUUCACUACCUCUGUUCUUGUCGAAAUGGGCAGUUCUAAAUUUUUCUUAGGAUGACCCCUGUUAUAAUCAGCGCAACAUUGUUUUUGGCGGGGAUUGAAAAUCCAAGGGCCUUUGGUUGAAUGCAGAAACUCUAAAAGAACAGAAGUAUGUCUAUGAGAACUGGCUGUCUUUUAAAAGAAAUCUGAAAAUUCAUAAUUUGAAUUAUUUGUAAUUAGAAUCAUUGAAUGCUUUAAUUUAUACAAUAGAAAAAUUGAUUUUGUAAAUCAAACAUAAAGAGUAAUAAGAUUAAUUUGAAUUCACGUAUUUAUAUUUUCAGUUAAUCCAUUCAGUUGCAUUGCGCCCAACUUUAUGCUGUCUAACAUAUUAUUUACUCUGGCUAACGCCCGACGAUUUUACUUGUCAAAGGGCUGGCACGAUAUUUCCGAUAUUCUGUGUAUAUCCAGUGAUUUUUAGUAUAUUUCUGGGCAUAAUAUCGCCCAACCAGUUUCAUUUCGGUAGAGAUUAACAAGAUUUCACCGUACAUUUACUCUUGUUCUCAAUCUCGUAUCCAGGGCCUGGGCUAUGAGAGAUUGCUCUUAUUUUAUAACAAGCGUUUAAUAAAGGGCCUAGAUUUCUCCUGAAAUGUACUGAUGUAUCUAAUAAGUAAACAAACAACAAGUUGAAGAGAAUAGAUUUAGAAUUGACGUUUACUUUAAGUUUUAAAUACAGUUAUUGUCCAAGUUGAAUUUAUAAAAAGUUCUAACACAUGGUUUUAAAAUAAUUUCAUAUACUUUAGAUUGUCCAGUAUUUGUUCACAUGCACAGUGAUCAUGAAGUGUUCACAUGCACUACAGUGAAGUGUUCAUGAAGUGAUCACAUGAUUAUUGUUGUUGAGCUGCAAGUUUUUGUUUUAAACUUUCUGGCAUUUGAGGUGGUGGUGGUCGGGGUAGUCGGAAUACAACUUUAACAGAGUCGUAGAUGAACCAUUGAGCUGCAGUUAGGGUACCAAUCAUAAGAAUACGAGGACCUAGACCUUUCCAUAAACCU